This is a messenger RNA of Colletotrichum acutatum, 1251 nucleotides long. Its product is annotated as GATA zinc finger protein. Gene Ontology annotation, molecular function: RNA polymerase II cis-regulatory region sequence-specific DNA binding; zinc ion binding; DNA-binding transcription factor activity, RNA polymerase II-specific. Gene Ontology annotation, biological process: positive regulation of transcription by RNA polymerase II; negative regulation of transcription by RNA polymerase II. Bases 1 to 1251 code for a protein of 416 amino acids. The record is from RefSeq and is a predicted model, not a curated record. Lineage: Eukaryota; Fungi; Ascomycota; Sordariomycetes; Glomerellales; Glomerellaceae. The transcript has 5 exons.
AUGGAGGAAGCGACGGCUCUGGCCACCCUUGCGUUGCCGCAAACAAACCUCGAGACGAUCUCGCGGCCCAGUUCCACGUCGACGUCGGAAUCCGCAUCCGCAGCCGCGGUUGUAGCCGCGGCCUCGACGGUUCCUCAGUUGCCAGGCAUUUCAGCGCUUGCCCAGGCCAACAACUCUGCGACGAGCUCGCCUCAGAUGCGGUACAGAAGCGAUUCCCGCGCCCGCUCCCGUUGCCGCCUCCACACCGACUCAGGCGCCCGCGCCCGCGCCAGCUCCCGCGCCGACGCCGACUUACGCUUCUGGCGGAGGAUCCACCACGCUAACGAAUCUACGCAGCCAACAUGCCAAAACUGCCAGACCUCAACCACGCCCUUGUGGCGGCGCGAUGAAUAUGGAUCAGUCCUCUGCAAUGCAUGCGGACUGUUCCUCAAGUUGCAUGGUCGUCCGCGUCCGAUCUCGCUCAAGACCGACGUAAUCAAGAGCCGAAACCGCGUGAAGACGAUGCGCCCUGAUCUUGCAUCUAAGAAGAAGCAGCAACAACAAGCUCACCAGUUUGGCGCAAACGAUCCGAACGGCCUCGACAUCCAUGGGCAAAACCAGCGCAGACAGUCGCAAAAGUCAAACGGCAAUCCGGACGGCUCUGACUCCCCCGUUUCUCGUACCGCGACCCCUUCUCUAUACAACCCUAGCCUCCCGGUCUUCCAGGGCAUGGAUGAUGCGCAGCUUCAGGCUGGACUGCAGGGCUUCAACGUCUCUGGGUCGGACAACCGCUCGGGCUCCCCUCUGAAUGGUGACCGACACCUCGACGUCCCACAAACACAUGAGCAGCUCAUUGCCGCCAAUUCUGCCCUCAAAACCCGGGUUAGCGAACUAGAGCUGAUCAACGAACUCUUCCGCGGCCGACUCAGCCAAAUGGAGCAAGACGAAGCAAGCGCAAGAAGAGGGCAGGAGAUUAGCGGCAAAGCGGAAGCCCAGCUGCGGGCUCAGCUGGAGAGCAGUAAGAAGCAAUUGGAUGAGAGCCAUCGCAGAGAAAACAACCUGAAGCGGCGUCUUGACGAGAUGGAGCUGGAGCUGAAGGAGGCCAGAGAUGCCCUGGACCUCUCUGACUCUGGCCGCGCAGCAAAAAAGCCUCGGAUUGCCGAGGUGGUUGCUAAUCCAGCCGUUGCUGCGACCACGAGCGGAGGAGGCGGUGACGGCGGUGGUGGUGGAGAAUCCGAAGUCUCGACUCCUCAAUCCGCCGCCGCAAACUGA